UAUUCGCAUCCGCUGAAUACAAACCCAUCAUGUCUACCUUCGCCGUUCUUCUCUUCUGCGCCCAAGCUUGCUUGGUUCAGAAUGUGUACAGCCAGUGCCAUCGUGGUCCAAUAGCACACAUUGCCCCUGCUUGUGGUUCGGAAGGUAGACUGAUCUCUCCAGCUGCACUGGGUCAUAGUGGUAUCGCUGCACCCCUUUCUCUUGCAUCUCCAAGUGGCAUCUCUUCAGCUGCUGCCUACGGUGGUACUGGUGUAGGUGAAGUAGCCGUUGGUGGGGAGAUGGGUGUGAUUGGUACCACCCUAGUUGCUGGUCAAGUGCCCGUCCUCGGAGCUGUAGAGUUUGGUGGUAUCGUGCCAGCUGCCGGUGCUGUCUGCAUUUCUGGCAACUGCGGCUGUGGAUGCAACGAUGCUUAUGCCUUCUAAAAAAUACCAAUAAAACCAGUUUCUUGAAUCUAAAUAAAAAAUAUGUAUUACCAAUUCA
Messenger RNA from Melitaea cinxia (Glanville fritillary), 480 nucleotides. RefSeq names its product chorion class A protein Ld5-like. The coding region runs from base 30 to 422 and encodes 130 amino acids. The record is from RefSeq and is a predicted model, not a curated record. The transcript is spliced from 2 exons. NCBI's taxonomy places the organism in Eukaryota, Metazoa, Arthropoda, Insecta, Lepidoptera, Nymphalidae.